UUAGUUUCCUUUUUCCAAUUGAGUUGUCUUCAUGUUUCAAGUUAGUAAUAGUUCAUCUGAAAAUUUUAUAGCUUCGAGUGAUAGCAGUUAUAGUAAACAAAGAAAAAGUGGUUUCUUAUGCAUAUCUCUUCAUGAUUGUAACUGCAAGACAAUUAGAUUGUGCAUAUCCGUUUCUAUAUGAGCAAAUUUAUCCAUUAGACUGGCUGAUGAAUAGAUAUGGCAUUUCUCCCUUGAAAUUUAACUUUGACUUUUCUUUUGAACCAAAAGUAGAUUAAAGAAAUAGCCAUUAUUGGAUGCACACUACAGAUGAUAGUACACAUUAGUGGUUCCCCACUCAUCCAUAUAGUGGACUUCUCUUUGAAGUUGAAAGAGACAUGUAUCCUAUUGCUAUACUUUUUCUCCCUGUCUUACUCUUUCUCCCUUCUGAAAGAUUCGUUCUUAAUAUUCUUUCUAGGUAAUUUCUUUGCCAUUGACUACAGACACUUACCUCUCUCUGUUGAGUACUUAAUCUAUUAUUCAACAAUUCAAGGUUAAGAAGUUAAAAGUAGGCGCUAUUUCACCAGAGAAGCUGCACAAGUAGAUCAUUGCAUAUCCUCAAAGGGUCAAGUGUGGUUAUUAUAGACCAGCUAACUUGAUAAAUGAAAUACGCUGCCAUUGUUACACUUUUCUGCAAAACGGAAAUAGAGUUUCCCAUUUGCAUGAUACUGUUCUCAGCAAGUCAAAGAGAGCAAGAUGCUAGUGGGCCUUGAAUGAACCUUAAUUUCGGUAGUGAAAGGAAAAUGACCUCAAAACCAAAGAAAGGAUGGAAAUCGAUUGUGCCUCUCCAUUUGAAGACCAAAUCAGCAGCACAUUUUUGUUUGCUACCCAAAGCGAAGUCAGAUCGAUACGGUCCUGGUGACACACCUGUUUAUCUCAAUGUGUAUGACUUGACUCCUAUGAAUGGCUAUGUAUAUUGGGCUGGCCUUGGUAUCUUUCAUUCUGGUGUAGAAGUUCAUGGUGUAGAAUAUGCAUUUGGAGCUCAUGACUAUCCAAGCAGUGGUGUCUUUGAAGUUGAACCACGGCAAUGCCCAGGGUUCAAGUUCAGGAAGUCGAUAUUCAUUGGGGCUACAAAGUUGGAUCCCUGUCAAGUUAGAGAAUUUAUUGAACGUCAAGCUGCUAGCUAUAAUGGUGAUACGUAUCACUUGAUUGUGAAGAACUGCAACCAUUUUUGCAACGAUUUAUGCUACAAGCUGACUGGGAAAAGGAUUCCAAAAUGGGUGAACAGACUUGCAAAAUUAGGUUCAACAUUCAACUGCAUGCUACCCGAGGCUCUGAAAGUUGCUGCGGUGGAACAUGACCCUAAUGGCCCUGAAUAUGAUAGUGAGAAAAGAAGGCUGAGAAGUGCUUUCAGUUGUCUUUCGUCAAUUUCAACAAGGCAAAGGCAGUUAUCGACAUCUUCGUUAUUUCUGCAGUCACCCUUGAAAGGGUGCUUACCAUCUUGGGAGUUAAGAAAAUCUAACAACAGGUCUCUGAAGGAAAGGUAAGAUAAUGGACCCUUCCAAUUUCUUGGAAUUUGUUGAACAGAAAUGUUAUGAAGGUUAUUUCAUGUAUUCUUGGGAAAAAUGAAAAACCAAUCAGAGUGACAUGCUUAGGAAGGGGUAGUAUUUGUAACAUGACAUUUCAGUGUAUGUAAAAAAAGAAUUCCUUAUUUGAUUGCUUCUUUUGAGAAAGUUUGCCACACUUGGAAGUUGAAGCAGUGAGUUGUUGGAUCAAGAUGAAUGGAGAUGCUUGCACCCAAGAGUAUAGCCUAGUGGUCAAUAAAGUGGGUGGAGAUUGGAGAACUAUGAGGUCUCACAUUCAAAUUCUAUUGGAGUCGAAAAUACUAGGUCACAUCUGUCUAAAUUUUGGUAGAUAAAAUUAUUAGAUACUUGUGUUGGUCGGAGGUAGUAGGUACCCUCUGGAAUUAGUCGAGGUGUGCACGAGCUGGCCAGAGCGUCACAGUUACCAUUUGACAAAGGCUAUAGUAUUUGACAAAGAUUCUGAGGUAAUAGAUACUAGCUGGAAUGGCAAAGAAGAAGUUAUGUACUAUAAUCGCUACAGAUUACAACGGGACAAAAUGGCUAAAGUCCCAAGUAGUGGAAUCCAAUAGGCAAUAAAUCGAUAUUAUUUCAA
Molecule: messenger RNA, 2151 nt
Organism: Nicotiana tabacum (common tobacco)
Lineage: Eukaryota; Viridiplantae; Streptophyta; Magnoliopsida; Solanales; Solanaceae
Source: RefSeq, a predicted model, not a curated record